Larimichthys crocea (large yellow croaker) is the source of this 3815-nucleotide messenger RNA. It is a transcript of the gene cers2a, whose product is annotated as ceramide synthase 2a. Bases 430 to 1578 code for a protein of 382 amino acids. Gene Ontology annotation, biological process: ceramide biosynthetic process. Gene Ontology annotation, cellular component: membrane. The transcript has 11 exons. Lineage: Eukaryota; Metazoa; Chordata; Actinopteri; Sciaenidae. Gene Ontology annotation, molecular function: sphingosine N-acyltransferase activity; DNA binding. The record is from RefSeq and is a predicted model, not a curated record.
UCCGCCUGGUCCACUUUUAACAUUGUACCAUAUUAUACACCAUAUCCAACCAAUUGAAGCAGCCGGCUAACAAGCCGAGGCUCAUAUAGAUUACUUUGAUCAGACGCAAAGAGUGGCAAAAACCAAACAUCACUUUCUGCUCUGCGAGUCAGACACAGGGGAGAGAGUGCGGAGAAGAAAGUGCGACACAGUUUUCUCUCUCUCUCUCUUUUGAGAAUGUGGCGAACCUGCGGUUAGAGAACAGAGAAAAAAAAAAGGCGGAUUGCGGCUCAUUGAAUGAUCAACAAGUUGGAGAGUGUCUUGAUAGGCAGAGCUACAUGAAAUCCUCUCAGCUGCAACAGGAACAGAGGACGAGCAGCAGCAGCAGAAGAAGAAGACCCGCCGUACAUUUUGAGCUCCAUUACCUGCACACGGUGAAGUGAACAGAGGAUGUUGUCUCGCCUGACUGAGCUGAUAUGGUCCGACUGGAUUUGGUUUCCUGAAGGCCACGGCUGGGCUGACCUUGAGGACCGCGAUGGCAAAGUCUUCCCUAAACCACGGGACCUCUGGGCAACAAUACCCAUCGCCCUCUGCUUCCUGGUCAUAAGACAGAUAUUUGAGAGGACAGUAGCAAGUCCUCUCGCCUCCCUGCUGGGAGUGAGCGACAAGAAACGUGUUUUUGCUCCUCCGAAUCCCGUCCUGGAGGCUCAUUUCUGCAGCACAUCAAAGCAUCCCACACAGAGCUCCCUAGAGAGUUUAAGUAAACAGACAGGCUGCUCGGUGCGACAGGUCCAGCGUUGGUUCAGGCGGCGGAGAAACCAGGACCGGCCCAACAAGUUCAAAAAAUUUCAGGAAGCAAGUUGGAGAUUUACCUUUUACCUUCUUGCUUUCUUUGCUGGCCUGGCAGUCCUUAUUGACAAACCAUGGUUCCACGAUAUGAAGCUGAUGUGGGAAGACUUCCCGAAAAUGCCGCUGUUGCCCUCGCAGUACUGGUACUACAUGAUCGAAUUAGGCUUUUAUACCUCGCUGCUUUUUAGCGUAGCAUCGGAUGUCAAGCGUAAGGAUUUCAAAGAGCAGAUAAUUCACCACGUAGCCACCAUUGUUCUUAUCACGUUCUCCUGGGUUGUUAACUACAUCCGGGGUGGGACUCUAAUCAUGUUGGUGCAUGAUGCCUCUGACUAUCUAAUGGAGUCAGCCAAAAUGUUCAACUAUGCAGGUUGGAGGAAAACCUGCAACAUCAUCUUCACUGUGUUCGCUGCAGUUUUCUUUGUCACCCGCCUCAUUAUCCUCCCCUUCUGGAUCAUAUACACGACAUGGGUGUACCCCCUGACCCUCUACCCCCCCUUCUUCGGCUUCUACUUCUUCAAUGGGCUAAUGUUUGUGCUGCAGGCGCUGCACGUCUUCUGGGCCGGCCUCAUCUUGCGCAUGGUCAUCAAAUUCCUGCCGGGCAAUGAUAUCGUUGAGGACGAGCGCAGCGACAAAGAGGAGACCGAAUCAGAAGACGAAGACGACGAACACGAGCAGAGGGAAAAAUCUAAAAAUGGCCACGUGCAGAACGGCCACACCGUCCUCAACAACAACCACAGAAAGACGGACUAAUUGGACCCACGGGAGCUGAAGACGAGGUGUGAGUGUGAGGAGUGACGAGGGGCCCUCACAUGUGGCCCUCACCUGAAAGCCAAAGAACAGGAGCGUGGCAUUUUGAGAGGGGCAGCAGACGGCACACACAAAAACAAACACUCAUCUAUAACCUCCUUUUUUAGAAACCCGGGUAGUCCAAUGUGGAUAAUAUCCCUCCUCGGGGGGAUUACAUUAAAUGGAGAGUGGAAGACUGCAAUGGAGAACCACGAUGAUCUGCUUAGCACCUAAGCAGCAGAGUGGUUUUCUCAUUACACACACACACACACAGACACACACCUUCUCCUCUUUUCUCUCCCCUCUAGUCUGGUUUGCUAUUUGCCAAGAUUUUGUGCUGCUGACCAAGUCGCCACAUGUCGAAUCUGCCUGCGUGUAGCUUUAAUGUUUUAGAAGAGUUUUAAAGAGACGUCGUGGAUAGGACGGGCGCUCCCCUUCCUGCACGGUCACUUAAAACUCUUCUAAGUGUUCUCGCCCUUAAACAUGACUGAUCGUUUUGCUCUAGGUAACCACACUGAGGUCAUGUGGCAUUGUGAGGAGCAUUAAGGUGAUGCGGUGAUGUCUUUCUAUGGACCAUAACCUCAUUUAAGUCUAUUUACUGAAGUCCAGAGUAUCAAUUAAUGAUUAAUUUGUGCAAGUUACUGCAGCUGUCACUUGUCACUUUGGCUCAUGCCAUUGGUUUUGUUGAAAUAUAUUUGUUACAGUAAUGUUUAAAACAAAAUAAUCAUUUUUUUUGUUAGUUUUUUUUGUUUUUUAACAGUCUGAACGAGUGUGAGAAGGUGCUACAUCUGCCUUGUGUGUUUGGAAUGUGCCUUUUUGUGGAAGUUUGUCUUAAAUGCUUUUCUCCUCUAAAGCAGAAUGCACACAGAUUGUUUUAAAUGUUGUUUUUUUUGUUUCAGCUUUUUACUUUUAGUCUGAUUUUAUUUUGCUUUACGUUUUAUUUGUUUCCAGUCAAGACGGUUUCAGUUUGGGAGCAAUUUGUUUGAGUGUAACCCAAACCAAUCAGUAACUGUUUAUGAAUUCUUUAUGAGCUGGACGAGUCAUUAGCAUUUCCAUUCAGUGUUGUUUUCCCCAUCUAUCCAAAGAUGCACUUUAUGGUUUCUUCUAUGGAUCAGCAUUGACUAAAUAUCGAGUAAACAAGCUUAGUAAGAGUGUUUGAUUCCAACUCAAACCUUGUUUAUUUUUAGUUUAGAGGUUUGGAGUACGAUUUUUGUCUAUUUAUUCUAAUUGCCUACCCGAGAUCUUCCUCUUUGUCAGUGUUUGGAGUCAUUACGAAAAUUAUUUGAAUGAGAGUAAAGAGGUAAAAAUGAAACACCAAAGUAUGGUUUACAUUUUGUACUACCUUGUCAUUUGCAAGUGCCUUCAUCAUUUCAAGUGUUCAUUGUAAAGAAAAGAAAUAAUAAUAAUGAUAAUUUCCAUCCCUUCGUCUUUAGUUCCGCUGUCCUCGUGCGCCAACAAAUCCAAGUGUCUGUAACACUCUUUGUAACUUUCUUUGGCUUGACGCGACCAAUCGCCUGCAGCUUUCUCUGAAGAGCUCCGCCUCCACAGAGAGUGUUUUUAUUCUGCUUUAUGUGUUGCUGAGUUGUAAAAAAAAAAAUCACAAUGACGAUUAUGAUAAAGAUGAGCGUGGAUAACUUCUGUGUCCUCUAUGGUUUCUUUUUUGACUUUGAAUCUAAAGUCAUUGACAGGGAUGUAAAGGUUUAGUUUCAGAGAUUUAACACAAAGUUUACAACAAACUCAGUAGGAGGAGGAGGAAAAAUAACUUAGGUUUUCAUAUAUUCUUAUGGUGAAAAUUAUUAGUAAAAUGACUGACUGAUGUUCAGAUGUGAAGACUUUGGGAUCUGCUCUUUUAAAUCUAAAAAUAACUAGCAGAUUUUAUUAAAAUUCUUGCAUACUCCUAGAGGUUUUUUUUUUUAUUAGAACAAAGUAGAUGGUUAAAUGUUGCAACUAAUGAAUGUUUACAUUAUCCAUCCAUCUGUUGUUGUUUUUUUUUUGUAAUAAAUGAUUGUUAACCUUUUAAAAAUGGAAGAAAACAGAAAAUACCCCUCUCAGAGUACUCAGAUGGCUUGUUUUGUCUGACCAGUAGAUUUAAAUUCACAAUUAUUGUAAAUAGAAAAGCAGCAAAAUCCAAAAAUUGUACAUGGAACCUUGAGUAUGUUUGAUAUUUAUGAUCAAUAAAGUGACUCAUUGAUUACCAAAAA